Toxoplasma gondii ME49 is the source of this 898-nucleotide messenger RNA. RefSeq lists its product as hypothetical. The transcript is spliced from 7 exons. NCBI's taxonomy places the organism in Eukaryota, Apicomplexa, Conoidasida, Eucoccidiorida, Sarcocystidae. The record is from RefSeq and is a predicted model, not a curated record. Bases 221 to 703 code for a protein of 160 amino acids.
CGACAAUACUUAGGGUGCCCAAAAGAACGCGCUCUGCCGAACUGUUUCGUUUAGCACUGCUCUCGAGAACCCCAACAGCAGGAUCCCGAAUGUCUGUCAGCCACAGGACAGUGUCUGUACAUUAGAGCUGAAUCUCUGGAAUGGCACUGGCAACACGCGGGAGAGUUGACGAAAUAAACCUUAACUCAGGUCACCCGCCUUCCGGCCAAAACGCACAAAGAUGAGAGCGCUAGUCACUCUGCCAUCAACACUUUUGUGCGUUGCAGUGGGGCUCUGCUCGGCAGCGCCCCCACCUGCAGUGUUUCCUCUUCUUCGGGAUGAUGUACCGAGUGGCCAAUUCAUCGAUCUCACACAUGAAGAGGAAGAAGAAGAGUUCAGCGUGCGGGUGUUGAAAGAGACAUCCACACGUUGCGGUUUGAGGGUAAAUGACUGGGCUGAAAUACGUGUACGAUCUUUCGCUCCGGGUGUCAAGAUACUGCCACAUUUAUUCGAGGACAAGGAAUUCGGGCAUGCGCUCCAAGGGUUCGAAGUCGGGAGACACAAUGUCACCCCGUUAAACAGGGGGAUUAUUGGAAUGUGUGUUGGCGAAAUCAGAAGAGUUGGGAUCAAAUUCGGGAACAUGGGAAAAAUAUUCUAUGAAGUCACGUUGGAAAGCUUUAAAAGACUACACCGCAGAAGUCCGCGUGCACAAAACGAACUUUGACUGCGUAAGCGAAACAGGUCGACUGACAAACCACUUGCCAUAGUACGGCAUUGAAUUAAGCGCCUAGUGCUUUGACGCUACCGUUCCGUGUUCGAAUUCCCCGGCAUUUUAUUUCCUCCUGUUAAUCCCAACUGCCGCUUUGUCUAAUGCCACUCUGUAAUUGCCUUUCCAUUGAACAAAGAGGUCCCGAAGCAC